Molecule: messenger RNA, 513 nt
Organism: Pedinophyceae sp. YPF-701
Lineage: Eukaryota; Viridiplantae; Chlorophyta; Pedinophyceae
Source: the annotation of a GenBank genome assembly
AUGCUCGGCAUCAGCCACAAGGUGGUGAAAUCCAACUUUGCAGAAAACCUGCCGAAGCACGAGUACUGCCCCGCGGACUACGCGAAGGAAACUGCCGCCCGCAAAGGCCUCGAGGUGGCUGAACGCCUGCGUGGCGCAGAGGACGAACCGCAUCUGAUCCUCGGCUUCGACACGGUCGUGGAGCACGAUGGGCAGGUCCUGGAGAAGCCAGAGGAUGCGGCGCAUGCGCGAGAGAUGUUGUCCGCCCUCUCUGGGAGCACCCACAACGUGCACACUGGCGUUGCCAUGAUCCUGCCUUCAGUCGGUGACAAGAAUCGCGAACCCUUCAUGCACGCGUUCUCGUGCACGACAAAAGUAUGCUUCUCGCGUCUGUCUGAGGAGACAAUCGAGGCCUACGUGAAUACUGGUGAGCCGAUGGACAAAGCUGGAGGCUACGGCAUUCAGGGAAUCGCGGGCUCCUUUGUCGAGCAGAUCCACGGCUGCUACUUCAACGUGAGAAUCGAGCGCCACUGA